Molecule: messenger RNA, 1407 nt
Organism: Aspergillus bombycis
Lineage: Eukaryota; Fungi; Ascomycota; Eurotiomycetes; Eurotiales; Aspergillaceae
Gene: bgt2
Product: GPI-anchored beta-1,3-endoglucanase EglC
Exons: 2
Coding region: 1-1407 (468 amino acids)
Biological process (GO): cell wall organization; carbohydrate metabolic process
Cellular component (GO): cell surface; extracellular region; fungal-type cell wall
Molecular function (GO): 1,3-beta-glucanosyltransferase activity; glucan endo-1,3-beta-D-glucosidase activity
Source: RefSeq, a predicted model, not a curated record
AUGCAAUUGGCACACCUUCUUGCGUUCGCCCUGUCGCUCGCGACGUCCGAGGCCGCCUACAAGGGCUUCAACUACGGUGCUGCCAAGGCUGAUGGCAGCGUCAAAUCUCAGUCCGAUUUCAGAUCGGAGUUCUCGACCGCUAAAAGCCUUGUCGGCACUUCGGGCUUCACCAGUGCUAGAUUGUACACCAUGAUCCAAGGUGGCACGACCAACUCCCCCAUUUCCGCCAUUCCCGCUGCCAUUGCUGAAAACACUUCCCUGUUGCUGGGUCUUUGGGCCUCGGGUGGUGGUAUGGACAACGAGUUGGCCGCCCUCAAGGCGGCCAUCUCCGAAUACGGCGACUCCUUCGCCAAAUUGGUCGUGGGUAUUUCCGUUGGGAGUGAGGAUCUCUACCGGGCCUCUUCGGAAGGGGAAAAAGUCGACGCCGGUGUUGGCGUUGGCCCCGAGGCCCUGGUCUCGUAUAUCAAGGAGGUCCGAUCGAUCAUCUCUGGCACCGCCCUGAGCAGCGUCCCCAUUGGCCAUGUCGACACCUGGACCGCUUGGACUAACGGCUCCAAUUCUGCCGUUAUCGACGCCGUCGACUGGCUGGGUUUUGACGGUUACCCUUACUACCAGAGCUCCAUGUCUAACUCCAUCUCGGACGCCAAGGCUCUCUUCGAUUCCUCUGUGGCUCAGACCAAGGCGGUCGCUAAGGGCAAGGAGGUUUGGAUCACCGAGACCGGAUGGCCCGUCAGCGGAAGCACCCAGAAUCUCGCCGUCGCUUCCCUCGCCAACGCGAAAACCUUCUGGGAUGAGGUUGGAUGCCCCUUGUUCGACGAGACCAACACCUGGUGGUACAUCCUCCAGGACGCCAGCUCCUCCACCACCCCAAACCCCAGCUUCGGUGUUGUGGGCAGCACUCUGAGCACCACCCCGUUGUUCAACUUGACUUGCUCUAACAGCACUCGCCCAUCCACUUCCGCUGCUAGCUCCACUAUUCUUUCUGGCUCUGCUGUUGCGUCUGGCUCUGCUGUUGCGUCUGGUUCUGCCAUCGCCGCUGCGAACCCUUCGUCUUCCGGAAUCGUCACCAGUGCUACUCCCUCUACCACACCCGGCUUCACAGUCGGCAAGGGAUUCCGUCCGUCCAACUCCUCCGCUGCUGCCCACUACUCCAGCGCGUCUUUCACCGGCUCGGCCUACCCUAAAUUCACCAAGACCGCCAGCGGUUCCUCUACUUCCACCAGCGCUGGUAGCUCAUCUGACUCUAAGUCGACGAACUCUGGUAGCUCAUCUGAUUCUCAGUCGACUAACUCUGGUAGCUCGUCUUCUGCCUCUACUUCCGUUCUUGCUACGGGUGGUGCCAGCUCUGUCUCGAGUUCCGUAUUCGGUGCUCUGGUUGCUGUCUUGGCAUUCGUGGCUACUUUGUAA